Molecule: messenger RNA, 729 nt
Organism: Calidris pugnax (ruff)
Lineage: Eukaryota; Metazoa; Chordata; Aves; Charadriiformes; Scolopacidae
Product: striatin-interacting protein 2-like
Exons: 5
Coding region: 1-729 (242 amino acids)
Biological process (GO): cytoskeleton organization
Cellular component (GO): cytosol
Source: RefSeq, a predicted model, not a curated record
AUGGGGUCCCACCUGGAGGUCGCACGUUGGUUUUUGGUUUCCUUCGCAUCCCAACGCUUCUUCCAGUGGAGCAGGAGGAUCCCAGUGGCCGUGGGGUUGCGUUCCUCAUGUCGUUUGACAACGCAGCUAAAAACCUCCUUUGCUCCAGAUGCUGCCCACCAGCCUCGGCGGCGAAGCGGUAAAUCUGGCCGGCCAUCGCUGGAGAAACCUCUUGGAAUCCCACCCAACUGCCCCAGAGUUGGUGAACUUGGCCUUAGCACCACUGUGGAAGCUCCUCCCCCCCCCCUCCUUUUUCUAACUCCCUCCCCAACCCGCUCUCCGCAGGGCUCGGUGGAUUGUCCCAACCUGGAGUUUGAAUAUGGGGAUGCCGACGGCCACGGAGCGGAGUUAGCAGAGCUGUACAGCUACACCGAGGAACCCGAGCUCAGCACCAACAGGAGAUGCUUCGAGGAGGAUUUUCACGCUCAAGUGCAGGGCAGGAGGUGGCUGGAGCUGGAUGGGGCUCAGCAGAAGGCCUACGUCAUGCGCCUGCUGGAUGGGCUGGAGGUGGUCAACAGGGACAAGCGGCUCAAAGUAGCACGGGCCAUCCUCUACCUGGCACAGGGUGUCUUUGGAGACUGUGAUAAUGAAGGUGACGUCCUGCACUGGUCUCGGCACAACAGCUUCCUCCUGUACCAGCUGGGAACCUUCACCGCCUUCUUGGAGCUUCUCAACAUGGAGAUCGAGUGA